This is a messenger RNA of Cavia porcellus (domestic guinea pig), 5024 nucleotides long. RefSeq names its product DNA cross-link repair 1A (gene Dclre1a). The transcript has 10 exons. Gene Ontology annotation, biological process: double-strand break repair via nonhomologous end joining; interstrand cross-link repair. Gene Ontology annotation, molecular function: 5'-3' DNA exonuclease activity; damaged DNA binding. Lineage: Eukaryota; Metazoa; Chordata; Mammalia; Rodentia; Caviidae. The record is from RefSeq and is a predicted model, not a curated record. The coding region runs from base 1442 to 4600 and encodes 1052 amino acids.
AAUGCCUGAUUCAACAGGGCCAAAUCCCCUGGCCGCAUUCUACAGGCUCUGUGGCACCCGUUCUAACACCUUCCACCUUAGAAACUGCCAAGCUUUAGAAUAAAAGUAAAAUAAAAUAAUUUAGUAGGCCAGUUAAAAAAACUUUUUUAAAGCUCUCACGCUUAGACCUGGAUCAGCUGAUUCGACACGACCCUGGCAGCAGGAACAGUUUCCCGCCAAGACAAGAAAGGAGAUGUUGAAAGUGCAAGCGCGAAUAGACCGUCAGCCGAGCUGGUGAAGAGGGCACAGAGUGGAACGGAUGCAGCUGGUGCCUCCCGGGAGCGCCUGCGGGUGGGCGGCCACGUGGGGCUUAGAGGGGGGCUCUGCUCCCUCGAAGGGGAGGGCGUCGGAGACGCUUUGCCCUGCUCGCUGGCCUCGCAGACUCCAAAAUCCAAAGAGGGGGAGAACUUGGCACUUGACCUGGGUUUGCCUGCCGACAGACAGGACUGACCACUUAUAGGACAGACACACUGUCUUCCACUCUGGGGGACACAGUAGGACCCCACGCCAAACAGGACUUAACAUGUUUUCACUUUGUUCAUUGUCUAGGGUUAUGAGAUGCUGCGGGGAGGAAGUGAUUAGACGGAUUGAAGAAACUGAAAUUGUUGACCGUCUAGUAGGCACAGAUACAGGCCGUUAUGGUUUUUUUGUGUUUGUGAAUCCCACAGCACUUUGAUUACAGUGUGACUGGCUUUACCAGUAAACUGAGGUAGUCAAGUGCCCAGGGAUUGCCGCUGGACUUGUGAAUUAUUUCGACAAUUGUCUACUAGAAAGAGAAUGGACAGUAGCUUCACAGCAGUUACUCAAAACUUGUUUUAAGAGAAAAUUGUUGAAUCUGUGCUUCCCAUUGGGGCUUAAUUUUUCAAGUAUUAUUUUUAUAAAUCAAGACGUAGAAAAAGCCAAAAUAUCUAAAUGAAAUAGCGAAUAGACCGGUCUGGUGAAGGGGGCACAGAGUGGAACGGAUGCAGCUGGUGCCUCCCGGGAGGCAUUGAAUCUUUUACUGCGUUAGGUACUUUAUUUUUGCUUACUUGACUCACAAUAAGCGUAAGGUAGAUGGUAGUGACAUUUAAUAGGUGAGCAUUCUUUUUUUUUUGUCUUUUUGAGAUGGGGUCUUGCUGUGUAGUUCAGGCUACCCAAGAGCUCACUUUGUAGCUGUAAAAACUUUACAGCUGCUACACUGUGAUUGAUACUUCUAACUUUAUUAUGGUAUAAAUGGGGCAGCAAGUGUUCGCAGGUAUAAUUUUUGUAGUUUGCCAAUGUAUUGAUUGCUAGGCUUUUAGGUUCUCGUCAAGGUAGUAGAUUACCUUUUAUUAGCAAGUUAACUUUUAAAUACUUGUAACAAGAAAUGAACACUCAGUUUACUGAAAGUUGAUGCCUUUUUUAUGAUAAAGCCAUCUUUGCUAUGUUAGAAGACACGUUUUCAGAAGAAGACAUCUGGGAAUACAAAUCUAAAAGAAAACCAAAACCAGUACAUACAAAUAAUUGCACUGAAAAUAUCCCAAAAUCUGUUGAAAAACCAGCAGAUGGAAAAUGCCAAUCAAAACGAAAAGGAAGAAAAGCAAGAACCAUAGAAGCUCAAGGGAAGGAGAAAGAACAUGAAAUAGACCUUGGAGAAAGCCAGACUGUUGUAGCUUCUAGUCAGAAUUCCAGUUGUGGAGAUGAUACUCAGUUGUCCCAGAACAAAGAGACUACUCCAAGAAAGCGUUGGAGGACUCAUAAAAACAGACAAGCGUCCCCAAAGAUACGUCCAGUUUAUGAUGGACACUGUCCAAACUGCCAGGUGCCUUUUUCUUCAUUACUAGGUCAGACACCUCGGUGGCAUGUUUUUGAAUGUUUGGAUUCUCCACCAAUCUCUGAUACAGAGUGCCCAGAUGGUCUUCUGUGCACCUCAACAAUUCCUUCUCAUUAUAAGAAAUUCACUCAUCUUCUGCUUGCUCAGAGGAGGGCUGGCAAUGAUCCCGUCAGUGACGUACCACAUGUGCCGGCUGGGAGUUCCAGUGAGACCAAGCCAGCUUUUUCUUUUACCUAUGAGGAAAAAUGGUCUCUGCCUCAGAAACAAAUUGAGAACUUAAAAAAUGUUUCAAAUGAUCCUAUGUUGAAGACAAAGAAUCUAAAAACAUCUCAGCUUACAACUCAGACCAGUAAAAAGGUUUCCUCUUCUACAAAUACUCAAUCAUCCCAGCAAGCUCUAUUACAGUCUACAGAACUGGUUAAGAGUGAUAAACUGGUAGGAGUUUGUUUGGCUCUUACUGGGAAAGAAUCAGAGAGCCAAAGCGCCUCACAACACACAAAUUUGCCAUUAUCAGAAAAUGACUUCAGCAGCUGUAAAAUCUCCUAUUCCCCACUUCAGAGUGAUGAGGAAACUUACGAUAUAAAUGAAAAGCUGGGUGAUUCACAGCAGGAACUAUUUCCUACCAAAAAUUCUAAAGAUAGCAGCCUAGAAGACCACGACAGCUCUACUGAGUUUAAAAACCUCCAUGGUCAUUUACUGGGGAAUCCAGAGGAAAUCUGCCUCAAAAUGAAUAGCUUCUUAACUCAAGAUAAGUACAGUGAAGGACUACAUAUGUGCAGUGGUCCCAGUGAUUCAUUUUAUUUUGCUUCCCAAGCUAAGAGUGGCAUCUCAUAUGAACCAGCAUUCACUAAUAAUGAUUUUCUGAUGUGUUCACCUGCAUUCUCAGGGGAACUCCCUGCUUCUAAUUAUCAAACCCCUAAAGCAAAACCUAAUGAGCCAGAAUUUCACUCAUCUCAAUCAAAUCAACAGAAACAGGUAAUUGUAGAAUCAGCUGUUUAUAAUCGAGGUUCUCUGGCAUUAGUCAAUUAUGACUUGUCAAAAUCUUUGGAAAGUCAGGGAGGACAGUAUCUUUGUUUGCAUUCAAGCGAGGGAAAAAUUAGAGCACUAUCAAGUGAGAACUUCUGUGCUAAAAACAAUGCCAAUUCAGUAUGUGUCUGCAGAAAGACAUUAGAUGGUAUGCCAAACAGUAAAAUGACACUUUCAAGUACAGGAAAAUCUAGUACAUCUACUGCUGCUAAGUCUUCUUUGGAAAAAUUGUCUUCUAGUCCUAAAGACAAUGCAAGACAUUUUAGCAAGGUAAUGAAACAAACGGAUAUAGGUGUGUAUUUUGGACUACCACCCAAAAGAGAAGAAAAGAAAUCACUGGAGGAAAGUACAGUAGAAAUGAUUAAUUUAAAUCCAGUUUCAAGCCCUAAUAAAAAGAGGCCCCGGCAGUACAAAAGGAAAGCAGAAAGAUCUUUAAGUGACUUAGAAUUUGAUGCAGAGAAUUUAAAUGAUAGUCAGUUCUCUGUGGAACUGUCUCAUGAGAAGUCACAGCGUCAAAGAAAGAGACGUAAAAAGUCAAAUUCACAGGAAGAAGCACAUCCGAAGAGAUCAGGGGAUCUUAUUAACAGAACAAAAUUGGGAUCUGGGACAGUCAAAUUAAGGGAAGAUAAAGUCUUCAUAAAAUCAACUCCUGGCAGGCUGCAGAAAGACAACGUGAAAGUUUCAGAGUCACCUAAUGCAGGGGAAUUAAGAAAAAGGACAUGUCCAUUCUAUAAGAAAAUACCCGGAACUGGCUUCACUGUCGAUGCCUUUCAGUAUGGUGCAAUUGAAGGCUGUACAGCCUAUUUCCUCACACAUUUUCAUUCUGAUCACUAUGCUGGGCUGUCCAAAAACUUCACAUUUCCAGUUUACUGUAGUGAGAUAACCGGCAGCCUAUUGAAAAACAAGCUUCAUGUGCAAGAACAGUAUAUCCACACAUUGCCGAUGGACACUGAAUGUAUUGUGAAUGGUGUCAAAGUCAUUUUGCUUGAUGCCAACCACUGUCCAGGUGCUGCUAUGAUUCUUUUCUGCCUUCCUGAUGGCACUGUUGUGUUACACACCGGAGACUUCAGAGCGGAUCCCAGCAUGGAGCAUUCCCUUCUUUCAGGCCAUAAAGUCCACGUGCUGUACUUAGACACUACAUAUUGCAGCCCAGAAUAUACUUUUCCAUCUCAGCAAGAGGUUAUCCAGUUUGCCAUCAACACUGCCUUUGAGACUGUAACUCAAAACCCACGUGCUCUUGUGGUCUGUGGCACUUAUUGUAUUGGCAAAGAGAAAGUCUUCCUAGCCAUUGCCGAUGUUUUAGGUUCAAAAGUGGGCAUGUCUGAAGAAAAAUAUAAAACAUUACGCUGCCUCAAUAUAUCAGAAAUUAAUUCCCUCAUCACUACAGACAUGUAUAAUUCUUUGGUUCACCUUCUCCCAAUGAUGCAGAUUAAUUUUAAGAAUUUACAAAGUCAUUUGAAGAAGUAUGGUGGAAAAUACAACCAGAUUUUGGCUUUUCGACCGACAGGAUGGACCCAUUCUAAUAAGUUAACUCGCAUAGCAGAUGUUACUCCCCAGACCAAAGGAAAUAUUUCAAUAUAUGGAAUUCCUUAUAGUGAACACAGCAGCUACCUAGAAAUGAAACGUUUUGUCCAAUGGCUGAAGCCUCAGAAAAUCAUUCCUACUGUAAAUGUUGGCACCUGGAAAUCUCGGAGCACAAUGGAGAAGCACUUUAAAGAAUGGAAGUUUGAAGCUGGAUAUUGAUGAUACAGUAGAGGACUCAAGAGAAGUUAAGUGUCUUGGAUGUAGCUUGUUAGUAGUUAAGUCUGUAGUAAUAUGAAAUACAUGUUGAUAUAAACCCCCACAUGAAGAUCACUCAUACAGUUUUUCUCAUUUAUAUUCGAAUAACAUAUUCAUGGUACUUAAUGCCUCUCUGCGUCAUCAAAGAUAACUGAGUUGAAUCUCCCUAGCAUCCUUAAUUUUUUUUCCUUCCCUCCAUGGAGAGAGGGUCACAUUCUGCACCCAGCCUUAGGGAAAGAAACAAAAGCAGGUUCAGGGACCAAAAAGAGUCAUAGUACUGGAUAACUAGACUGAAAGCAUAAUAUGUAAGUAAUUAUGUAUCUUUAAAAUUACAAUAUAAAAUUUUUAUAUAUAACAUUAUUUUAAAUAAAAAUUGUUAUGAAAUAUG